This is a messenger RNA of Heterotrigona itama, 1482 nucleotides long. NCBI's taxonomy places the organism in Eukaryota, Metazoa, Arthropoda, Insecta, Hymenoptera, Apidae. The record is from the annotation of a GenBank genome assembly.
AUGUAUAUACCAUGUGAUUCAUAUUGAGAUGAAUCAUUUCGCGUAGAAACGAGUUUCACUCUCGAGGUGCGAGUGAAACCGAACACCACCUUGUAUAGGAAAUUUCGAAUCGAAGCUGCAGGUAAUGCGUCGAGUAGCUUCGUUUCUUUCUUCUCUCUCUCUCUCUCUCUCUCUUUGUCUGUCUUUUUUUUGCUCUGGGAAAGUAAGGAUUAACACGUUUGAAGGUUAAUAAAUUUCCGUUUGACGCGCAGAUCACGAGAAGGAAGGAUAUGAUAAACUGUGGCCGAUGAAGAAAAGAGCACGAGCAAGAGUACGAGCAGCAGGAGCACGAGCAAGAAGAGCAAGCGGCUUCGUCGAGGAAGGCGAAAAGAAGCGACGACGAGGCAGCAGCAGUAGCAGCAGCAAUCUGAUGUUAGCAGACAUUAACGGUAACUUGGCGGAUCUGAGAAGCGAAGCGAUGGCGUCGCAGAGGUUUUGUCUGCGCUGGAAUAAUCAUCAAAGUAAUCUACUCUCCGUUUUCGACCAACUACUCCAUGACGAGUCGUUCGUCGAUGUUACGCUGGCCGUCGAGGGUCAGCUACUCAGGGCACAUAAGAUGGUGCUGUCGGCGUGUAGUCCCUACUUUCAGGAUGUCCCGUACGUGGACAUGCGCAGCCUUUUGGAUUUCAUGUACCGCGGGGAGGUCAGCGUCGACCAGGACAGGCUAACCGCCUUCCUGAGAGUCGCUGAGUCUCUCAGGAUAAAGGGCCUGACCGAGGUAAACGAGGACAAGUGUGACCUGCCUAGUAUUACCUCGUCGUUGCUUGGCAAUCAAAACACAGUACCUCCGCCACCGCCGAAUCUACAUAGAAUAAACCAAAUCGGGCCUCACCACCACGUGUCGCAGAAGAGGAUGCACCAUAUGUCGAGCCAUCCUCUUCUUGGUUCGGCCUUAUCCGCGCCAAAGAGGAAAAGAGGCAGGCCAAGGAAGCUCAGCGGCUCCUCCGACACGCCGAUCAGCGAGAUCUCGGGCCAGGAGAUGCAGUCCUGUUUGGGCACGGAUCUCGUCCAAGGUUCGCCGGAGAUGAUGGAAAUGAAGAUGAGUAUCGACUUUCAGAGCGAAAGCACCGGUAAUACUGGUAGAGGCGGAAACACCGGCACCGCUUCGGCAAGUAGUAACAACGUGAGCAGCAAUAACGUCGGCGGCAACUCGGCAUCCACGGGAACCAGUCUGGCCGCUUCUUCCUCCUUGUCGUCGUCGAGAAAGGACGAACCAACGGAAAAUGGUACUGACACACCCGAGUCGCUAACACCUCGCGUCAAACGGGAACCUGAACCAACGCCUAGCACCUCUGCCCAAGUACUACUAUUACUACUACUACUACUACUACUACUACUAUUACUACUACUACUACUAUUACUACUACUACUACUAUUACUACUACUACUACUACUACUACUACUACUACUACUACUAUUACUACACUACUACACUACUACUAG